Molecule: messenger RNA, 460 nt
Organism: Hyaloscypha bicolor E
Lineage: Eukaryota; Fungi; Ascomycota; Leotiomycetes; Helotiales; Hyaloscyphaceae
Exons: 1
Coding region: 128-358 (76 amino acids)
Source: RefSeq, a predicted model, not a curated record
CUCCGUCUGAGAUGAGAAUGGCGCUAACUUUCACAACAGGGCCCACCGCUGCUCACUCUGGAUAAAUAGCCACAAUGCUGCUACUGAAGAGGGUUGAAAGGACAAAGCUUGCCAAGUACGACAACAUAUGACACGCCGAGGUGUCUAUCACGUCCCUGGGCUGAAGACCUGGUCUGGUAAACAGCUCUUUUUGGGUGUGUAUGUGCGUCUAAAGAGAGAAGAGAGGAGGAGCGGGGAGCUCGAGCUAAGUACAGGGUGCCACGCUAGGGCCAGGUCAUGUGACGCUGACGUCACAACAGUGUCUUUUCUUUCCCACCUGGUAACAAGACACUCGGUGGAAGUAAUUGGAGCCUUCUGACAUCAAUUUAUUGAUGAAAAAUGGCCUUUAGUUUAUAUAAUGUAUUAAUUGAUUUCUCUCAAUUCCCAAGAGCCGCUCUCUCCGAAGAAUCGAGUGACUGAA